Molecule: messenger RNA, 516 nt
Organism: Fragaria vesca subsp. vesca
Lineage: Eukaryota; Viridiplantae; Streptophyta; Magnoliopsida; Rosales; Rosaceae
Exons: 2
Coding region: 1-516 (171 amino acids)
Biological process (GO): cellular response to unfolded protein; protein refolding
Cellular component (GO): cytoplasm
Molecular function (GO): ATP hydrolysis activity; heat shock protein binding; ATP binding
Source: RefSeq, a predicted model, not a curated record
AUGAAUGAGACUAUACACGAUGAUCAUUAUAAGGUUCUUGGUUUGUCGUCCGGCGAGAAAGGCUCUAAGCUCACAGAGAAACAGAUCAAAAGGGCUUACCUCGCCAAGGCUUUGGAGUUGCACCCGGACAAGAGCCAGUUCGACAAAACCCUUAGAGAUCAAAGACAGAAGGAACUGCGCCAAUCGGAGCGCGAUCCCAAGCGACAGAAGAUGGUUUCUGAUCUUGAAGCAAGAGAACGAGCUGCAAAGUUUGACAGGGAUGCCAGAGUUAGACAAGAAAAAGAAGAGAGAAUGAAGAGGAAGUUAGAUGAAGAGUGUGCUAGGUAUAGACGUCGAAGAUCACUUUUACAACCAGUUGUACAGAAGAUGGCAGCGGCCCCGACACCUGAGAAGAAUGAUGAACCUGAUCGAGUUAAUAAUUUGGUCGGUGUUGGCUUUCGAACAUUUGAAGAUGAAGUUUUGAAGAAGUUAGCAAAGGCUGGGCAGCAGCAAAAACUUGAUAAACAAGGUGUAUAA